Molecule: messenger RNA, 941 nt
Organism: Caenorhabditis sp. 36 PRJEB53466
Lineage: Eukaryota; Metazoa; Nematoda; Chromadorea; Rhabditida; Rhabditidae
Source: the annotation of a GenBank genome assembly
AUGGACAACUCUGAUAGUUUAUCUGUAAAUAUUCAUGGCUUGGUUAAAAUCGCAGAGGUAGAUUCUGUUCACAGAUUGUCGUUUUAAACGGUGAUGGUUCUAGUUCCCACAAGAAACAAACUUGUGUGUCAAGCUUCAUACGGUUUCCUCAGGAGACUGGAAAAUUUCAAAUGGAGAUACUGCUUUGCUUUCAUCAUUUUGUUACCGUGGAGAUCAUAAAAAAAUUCAUAUUGACCUUCCAUUUGAAUACACGUUCAAAGGAACGUCUCCAUUUAUGUGUAAGUUUCGGAACAAUCAAUUUCGACAGUAAAUAAAUUUUUCCCAGGGCCACGGCUUGUCCUGAAUUGUUUCUCAAAAGACGUUUCUGGAAAAGAUGGUGUAAUAGGUUAUGGAGCUAUUUCAAUUCCUACAGAGCCUGGAAAGUAAGCGCUGCUUGAUGUUCUCUUUUAACAUUUUUUAAGACACUGCUGCCGAGUUUAUUGUUUUCUUCCUGAAACAUCAUCAACAAUCCAGUUGAUAAUAAGCAAACUUCGUAGAGUUAAUUCUGAAUUUAUCGAUCCUCUCCUAACAGCAAGUUCUGAUGGUAGAAACGGUUUGUCGGAAAACAAAAUUAUGCAUUUGAGAACUAUAUAAUUAAGCUUGUUGCACAACGACCACAGGAUAUGUUGAUGUAGAUCUAAAUGUCAGUGUUAAACACUCAGAUACUGGAUAUCAAUUUUCGUCCGGAUUUGCAGACAAAAAUUCAAAUAACGUAAGAUAUUCGUUUUCCCUACUUUCAACAACAACAAAAAAAGAGUUACUGUUGGUGGUUCUACGUUUUUUAGACUAUUUCUCCGUCAAUUAUUGAGCUCGCUGGAAUAAAUAAAAACUUUGAAAUUCGUGAGAAGAGUUUGGAACACACUAGUUCAGAAGAAGAUUCCGAGGAAAUAAACUCAACAUGA